Gymnogyps californianus (California condor) is the source of this 1405-nucleotide messenger RNA. RefSeq names its product C-factor-like. Bases 1 to 762 code for a protein of 253 amino acids. The record is from RefSeq and is a predicted model, not a curated record. Lineage: Eukaryota; Metazoa; Chordata; Aves; Accipitriformes; Cathartidae. The transcript has 6 exons.
AUGGCCCAGCCGCGCUGCCGCUCCGUGCUCAUCACCGGCUGCAGCCGGGGCAUCGGGCUGGGGCUGGUGCGGGGGCUCGCAGCCGCCAGCCCCUCCCCGGAUUUCGUCUUUGCGACCUGCCGAUACCCGGAGAAGGCGCAGGAACUCCAGCAGCUUAGCAAGCAAUACAGCAAUAUCAAGCUCCUCCAGCUGGAUGUGGUCUGUGAAAACAGCAUCAAGAAAGUAGUCAAGGAAGUGGAAGAAAUUGUGGGAGACAAAGGUCUGAACUGCCUCAUUAACAAUGCUGGCAUCAAUGUGCUUGCUUCCCUGGAAGAAGUCACAGCAGAGACAAUGCUCACCAUUUAUGAAACCAAUACAGUUGCCCAGCUGAUGGUCACCAAGGCAUUUCUACCCCUUCUGAGGAAGGCAGCCCAGCUGAGCACAGGAAUGGGCUGCCACAGAGCUGCUAUUAUCAAUAUGUCCUCUCUUGCUGCCUCCAUGCAACUCGUCCAGGCAAAUGAGAUGUUCCUGAAGGUCUACCCCUACAGGAUAGCAAAGACUGCACUGAACAUGAUCACCAGGUGUCUUGCUGCAGACUUGAAAUCGGAUGGAAUUCUCUGUAUUUCUUUGCACCCAGGCUGGCUUCAGACAGACAUGGGCGGAAACAUGGCUCCCAUGCAGGUGCAAGAGGCUAUCCCAGGUAUUCUCUCCGUUCUGGACCGUCUUGGUGAAAAAGAAAAUGGUUCCUUCCUGGACUGGCAAGGGGAAACUCUACCGUGGUAGAAGUGCACAGUAUACUACAGAAACAGCAUGACAGUCACUAUUUAACUUGUGCCACUAAUGUCUGUGUCUCUAGGGUGUUCUUAUAUGCUAGUUGAAAUAGCCAGUCUGAUAUCCAGCCUCUCUCUAGGUGUCUUUGGAAAGUGAGGUGGCUGACUCCUACUUGGUAUUGCUACUGCUCUGUUCUAAUGCUUCCUGCAAAUACUACUGUGUUCUUAGUGAUGGAUAUCUCCUGGAACCAUCUAAAAUAGAUUAAAAACUGCAAGUUAAACCCAGGGGCUGGUUCCUCUUCACUUCCAAAACUAAAGUGGGCCUCUCGCUCUCUGCAGAAGUAAAUGACCUGACUUCAGAGUAAGGCCAGUGUAGGCUGUCAGAUUCCAGUAUAUUCAGUCUGCUGGACACAUGUCUCUGGAAAAGGUCCUUUGGUUUCCUUCAGUCCUAACUGAGCCAAGGCUGAAAUUGCCCAGCUCUAAACUAUGUGAAUUUGGUACUUCUGUAAAUUCCCCAGCAACCUGAGUGUCCCCAGGUUGACAGCACACACCAGGCACUUGCUUUGUUCCCAGUGGGUGAUCAACAUCCUGAUAUGGGGGCGGGAAUGUUGUUUUGUACAUAAACUUCUAAACUGUCUCCAAUAAAGUCUUGUUCA